AAAUGGCAAGCAUUCUAAGAAGCUCUCUUUUGCUGAGAUCCAGUGCCCCUUCUGCUUUCUCAGUCAGAGCAGUUUCUGGGGCAAGUACUUUGAAACAGGAAGCAGUCAGUGUGCCAAAGUUUGAUUCAAGUGCAAGACCAACCUCAGAGAUACCAGGUCCCCGAUGCUACCCCAUUGUGGGCACAAUCCCUUCCAUGCUGCUUGACCCUACUUUUGAUAACAAGCAGAUCCAUAAGUUCUGGGCAAAGAUGAUUAAGGAAUAUGGGCCUAUUGUUAGAAUGAUAACGCCUGGAAUGCCAUCAAUUGUUGGGCUGACUAAUCCUGACGACUGUGAGACUGUCUUCCGCACCACUAUGGAGAACCCCCUUCGAAAUGGGUUUUUGGCAUUGAAAAAGAUACGCGAUGAUGAAGUGAAUGGAUACUUUGAAAAAAAAAGUGGCCUUCUGACUGAAAAUGGUGAGGAAUGGUGGCGUGUCCGAAGUAGAGUACAGACUCCUAUGCUAAAAGUAAAGAAUAUUGCUUCAUAUCUGACACUCAUGGAUGAAGUCACUCUUGAAUUUCUGAAUAGGAUUGCAGCCAUGCAGGAAGAGUAUGGGGAGAUGCCAAGUAAUUUUCAGACUGAACUAUACAAAUGGGCUCUUGAAUCCGUGGGGCUUGUUGCUCUCAGUCGAAGAUUAGGAUGCUUGGAGCCCAACAUCGCAGAUGAUUCUGAGCCGAUGCAAUUAAUCCACUCUGCCAAUAACAUUUUUGAGGCCAUGAAUGACACUGAGAUUAGUGCUGGUAUGUGGAGGUUCUUCCCUACAGCACCUUACAGGAAACUGAAGGCAAACCAUCAACUUUUCCUAGAGAUUGCAGACAGCAACAUUCAAGAAACAGAAGCACUACUGAAAGCCAAGACAGGGAAAGAAGAUGAGGAAUUAACACUUAUGGAGUCACUUCUUCUCAUGCCAGGCCUCUCUCGUAAAGAUGUUGUCACACUUAUUCUUGACAUGCUCUUUGCUGGCAUUGACACAACAUCGCACACAAUUGGUUUCACUCUUUACCUACUGGCUAGACACCCUGAGGUACAAUCUCGAGUACAGAAAGAAGUUGACCAAGUUAUAGGGGAUCACGAAGGUCCCCUAUUGCCUUCACACUUGGGCAGACUGUCGUACCUCAAAGCAGUCUUAAAGGAGUCCCACAGAAUUUUUCCUUUGACUAUGGGCAAUGCAAGGACCUUGGAUAGAGAUAUAGUGCUUAGUGGAUAUAUUGUUCCCAAAGGAUGGAUGGCAAUAACAUUAAAUAUGCUAAUUGGAUGGGAUGAGUCGGUCUUUCCACGUGCCAAAGAAUUUGUCCCAGAGCGCUGGUUGCGGCACAAGCCACUAGGACCCAUCCACCCCUAUGCCUCUCUUCCGUUUGGUGCUGGGACGAGGAUGUGCAUAGGAAGACGCAUAGCAGAACAAGAGCUGUACACUUUCCUUGCAAGGGCAAUGCACAGAUUUACUGUAGACUACAAGUAUGAAGAUAUGGAUGUCAUCAGCAAAUUGGUUUUCACUCCUUCUCAGCCACUAAGAUUUACAUUUACUGAACGCCGCUGAUAUUAAAAGUUACAGCAGGUUGUUGUAUAAAUUAGACGUGGAGUGGGUGUCAUGAAAUUUCCACAAAGUUAACUAAUUUUGAUUUUGAGUAUUCAGAGGUUAACAAAAAGAUAGAUAGUAAUUUUGAUGGCAGAUUUACAUUGUAAGUGUUGCUUUUGUUGAUUAGAUAUUAUCAUUGUUCUAUAUUGAUAUAUCAUUAGCAUCUCUGUUUCUUUGUUUAACAUCUUCCUCAAAUAAGUAUUUAUGAUUUAACAUUUAAGUAUUCUUUAAAGGAAAUAAUUAUUUAUCUUAUCUUAAAUAGUAUACAUUUGAUUUCAUGUGAUAUAAAUCACAACCAUAAAGCCAUGUACACAUGUAUAUACCUAAACACCAUUAUUUUUAACUGCAUUUAUGUUUGACUGACAAGUAUCCAUUAUAUGGCAGACCAUAUAUAUAUCAUAACUAUUGUUGUUUCUGGCUAAAUGAAAUUUAAAUUUUGUACAUUCUUGAUGUGAUACAUUAAAAUUACUUUUAGGUUGACUAUGAAUCUAUAAUUAAUACUGUUUACGUGUUUGCUGUUUACAAGUUUGUGAACAAGUGUGUAUGUAUGUACUGUGCACAAUGUAAGAGUGGCUGUGUAUGAGAAUAUGCUGUAUAUCAUUAUGUUUUAUAUAUGCAUCUAUGUAAAUUGAAAUAUAUUAUUUUAAUAUUAGA
Molecule: messenger RNA, 2270 nt
Organism: Penaeus vannamei (Pacific white shrimp)
Lineage: Eukaryota; Metazoa; Arthropoda; Malacostraca; Decapoda; Penaeidae
Source: RefSeq, a predicted model, not a curated record